AUGAUAUCUUAAAGUCAAUGUGAUCUCAAUCAGUAUAGCCAAGCAAUUGAUAUGUCGUUAAACAGUCUUGAUUAAAAUUCGAGUUUAUACCAACGAUUGUAAGGAGUGAAUACUGAAAACAAUUUUGAUGAUUAAAAUGAAAUAGUUUCUACAUAAUCCAUUCGAAUUCCAUUCAAUAAGGUUGAAUUUAUCUAAUAGCCAAUAUAAACUAAGAAGUUUAGUAUAUAUUUAACUAGGUAGAAUGAUGUCUGCACAGAUUAAAAAGAUUAGUAAUUCUUAUUAAUUCUACAUUUUUGACUUCUUUUUGAUGGAGGCAACGAAGAAUGGACUAUUAAACUAGAAAUACAUUAUUUAAUCAGAGAGUAAGACUUUGGUGGGGAAAAUAAAAAUAUUUGAGAAUGGAAAACUUUUUGUUUUCUAAGAUGGUGGAAUGAGUCCAAAAAAGUGUACAAAUCAAUAAUUUUACAGAAAAUAUAUGGGAAGUAUUUGCAAACAAAAUGAAUUAAGAGUAAUAUCACAUUAAUAGUAUAGUGUCACAUACCAAAGAUAAAUUAAUAAAAUAAUUAAAUUUAUACUUAUUCACCUGUUUAUUUUAAGAAAAACAAAGAGAUUAUUUAGUAAAAUAAUUAGUUCUUUGAGUUUUACAACAUCUUUAAAUUUUAAAAACAAAAUUUGUGGUCUAUAUUUUACAAAAAGGAGUUAACAUCAGAUUAAUUCUUGAUUAAAAUACAAAAAACAGAUGAAACCUCAUUUGAAGUACUAUAUACAGCGCCACUAAACCAUUUAUAAGCCUUUUAGAUUAGUGUUGCUAUAAUAUAAAUUAUUUCUUGA
Paramecium octaurelia is the source of this 831-nucleotide messenger RNA. The record is from the annotation of a GenBank genome assembly. Lineage: Eukaryota; Ciliophora; Oligohymenophorea; Peniculida; Parameciidae.